AUGGAAAUCCCAACAAAGGAACAGGUGUAUUCGAAGUAUCUUCGCCUUUUAGAAAAAAAAGGCUUUUUUAAAACAACAAGUGAAGAGGAGCGUGCGGAAAAGUCGAAGAAAGCGGAAGUCUAUUUUGCGGAGAAUUAUGACAAGUUACAUCGUCUUCCACAAGUCAAAGUUCCGAAAACACUCGAAGAGGUUUUGCCAGAGAAAUUGAAGGAAGCUGAGGAAUUCAAAAUAUCUGGAAAUGAAUUGUUUAUAAAAAAAGACUAUGCAACAGCUAUUUGCGAAUACUCAAAAGCGAUUUCAUGCAACCCAUUCAAUCACAUUUAUUACUCGAACAGAGCUGCAUGUUACUCGUAUUUGGAGAACUUCGAAUUGGCGUCGAGAGACUGCGAAAAGUGCGUUGAGAUUUCUCCGUCGUUUGCAAAGGGUUUUGGCCGCCUUGCUGUUGCUCGAGUUAAACUUGGGAAGUUGAACGAAGCCAAAGAGGCAAUCGACAAAGCGCUUUCCUUGGACCCGACCAACGAAGUUUACUUGUCGACGAAACAAGAC
This is a messenger RNA of Entamoeba invadens IP1, 546 nucleotides long. Its product is annotated as small glutamine rich tetratricopeptide repeat-containing protein. NCBI's taxonomy places the organism in Eukaryota, Evosea, Mastigamoebida, Endamoebidae. The annotation marks the transcript as partial. The record is from RefSeq and is a predicted model, not a curated record. Gene Ontology annotation, biological process: post-translational protein targeting to endoplasmic reticulum membrane. Gene Ontology annotation, cellular component: TRC complex; membrane. Gene Ontology annotation, molecular function: molecular adaptor activity; protein binding. The transcript has a single exon.